CUGGUCAGUGGGGGCUCCCCCCACCCCCCGACCCAACCCCAUUCCAAUCCCACUUAUCUCGGAGCCCUCGCUGCAUCCUCGCGCUGUGCUGACCCCUGGUGACAGGGCGAGGGACACGUGGCCAACCGGGGUCUGGCCUUCACGAUGCUCGGAGUCCGGUGGGGCAAGGAGGGACGCAGGCCUGUCCUGACCCUCCCACCUUUGGGCAAGCUGGAGGGGGCGGCCAGGAGGAGGGAACGACAAGACACCAGCUUUGGGGCGGCACAGCCAGGUUUACCCCCUGCUCCCCCACUCCGAACCACGUGACCCCUGUGCACGGCUCUGGCUCUGUGUCCUGGUCUGUAAAAUGGGGUGAGGGUGAACCUGCCCAGACUGCGAGGGACUGAGAUGUUGGCGCAGAGGGUCGCGUCCCGCCAGGCACAGGACGGGACCAUGUGCUUCUUUCUCAUGUGGGUACCUGGGAGCCACCCGGAGUGUGUGAGGGAAGCGGUGGCCUGUCCAGACAGGUUGAGGAAGCCCAGCAGGGCAGCAUGGGCGGAGGGGACCCCUGGGCAGCCUCUCUGCUGACGGGCCAGUGUCUUUGCUGCGCUGGAGUUGCUUGGGCCUGAACCGUGAGCAUGGAUUGGCACAGACGCACGUACGUCUUCCAGACCACGAGGGUCAGGCAGGAGAGGUCUGGGGGUGGCUGGGACCCCAGGGCCGGACAUGGCGGAGCUCAGCAUCAGACAGUGGGUGCCUUGCCUCCUCCCCCCCCACCCCCAACUACUCUGGGGCCCAAGGAGGCAGUUCAGGGCCGCUGACCUGUGCCCAACCCUGGUUCUGUGCCAGAUGUCCAGGGUGACUCUGGGUAAGCCUCCUCUGCACAGAGAGGGGACAGCAACAUAUGCCCCUGAGCCUGAUCCCCAUAGGACCCCCCAUGCACCCCGAGUGUCCCCUCCUCUGGCCCGGUAGGACACUGUGCUAAGGUGGGGGCUCUGGGACCAACGGGAACGGGACAGCUCAGACUUGUUAAUCUUGAUCAGGCUCUGGAGGCCGUGAGCACGGUAGCCUACCUCAUGAAAGGGCCCCAGGCUGGCCUUCCACUGGCAGGUUUGCAUGCCCCAAAGGUGCCCCAAAGGACAAGGAGGAUCCGGGUGGCUUUGGCAGGGCUCCGUGACAGAGGCCAGGAGGGCCUUCCCAAAGGUUCCUGAGGAGGGAGAUAGCGACUGCCUGGGGACCGUGCCCGAGGAGGCCGGAAGGCCCCCAGGCUGGGGGUGCCCUCUUUCCCAGGCAGUGGGGAGGCUGAGCGCCUGGCCGGUGCCAGUGCGGCCCCCGGAGCAGCUCCCUCCAGCUUCCCGGCCGCGGCUCAGGCCCCCGAGCCGCCCAGGGCCUGGGGCGGCCACUCAGUACUCUCCCUGCAGCACACGGCCUCGCCUCCGCAGCCUCGGCAGCAUCCGGGGACGCCCGGAUGGGACACAGGCACCAGACGGCGCUGCUCAGGGGGAGGCUUCGUUUUUCCGGCAGCGGUCUGCCCCCGGACUGUGUGCGUGGGGUCAGUUUGCAAAGAGAUGCAUGUGCUCCCCGCUUCCCACGUGGCCUGGGCAGCGCGGUGGGGCAGCCGUGCGGGUGGGGGGGCGUCAAGAGGAAGAAGGAGCUGGAAGGGUCUCCCGCCUCGUCCCGCUGCCCAGGGCUCCUGGCUCUGCCUGGGUCUGUCCUGGAAGUUCCCCUCGUUCCCCGAGAGCUCCCAGCCCCCCUCACCCCCUCACCACCACCCCCCUGCCCUCUCACCCCCCCACCCCGCGCUCACUCGAAGUUCCUCUGAGCAUUGAGCACCUGCUGUGCGCUCUGGGCUGGGUGGUGGGGACAGACCAGGAACCCCAGGCAAGGUCCUGCUCCCCAGUGCUGACCCUGGUGGGGGGCUCUCCAGCAGGGACAACUUCUGGAAGCCUGUGGACCCCAGAUGCGGCCAGUGCCUUGUGCCCCUCAUGGCAGUCCUUCAAGGUGCCCACGGCGUGUGGCAGGCCAGCCCAGGGCACCCGCUCCCCAGCCGUACACGGUGGCUCUAGGCAACCCCCACCCCGUGCCCACCCCCCCCCACACCACCACAUGGAUAUUCUCUGGGCCCGGCUCCAGGUGGGCUGUGGUCUGGGGAAGCACCCUUCCAGGCCUCCAGGCCUCCAGGCCCCGCCGCCAGCCCGACCCGGCCCAGCCCAGCCAGGCUCUGGAGAGUAUCUCUGAGACCAGCCGCAGAGCUGCUGAGAACUGCCCUGUCUAUUCAUUACCAAACACAGGAAUCCGGGAGCCCGCGGAGCGUGAAAUUAGGAACAAAUGUGGAGGAGGUCUAGACAGGAACUCGGCGGCCGCUCUCGCUCAGGACCACGGGGCCCCUGGGCUUCCAGGUAGCAGGAGCGCUUUUGUAACCAGACAGACGUGUUUGUGCAGGAAAAGGCGGGCCGGCGCUCCAUAAGCCCUUGACGAGACAGCGGGACAGGGCGAAGCCUGCAGGGAGGCAGGACCCUCUGCUGGGCUCCCCUAGCCUCGGUUUCCCCAUCUGGAAGCGAGUGGCGACCUCAUCCCUUGGCUGGAAGGGCUGCUGGUCCCACAAGCUGAUGCCAAGGGCCCCCUACAGACUCAGGGAGGCCCGGGCAUCCACGUGUGUCCCAGGCGCCCCCACGUUCUGGUACCUGGUGGGUUUGGAAGUCGCUGGUGGAGAAGAGCCAGAGGCCCGGCUGGGGCUCAAGGGUGCUGGGCUCGGCUUCUCUUUGGCUCCUAAAGGAGCACCGGGCAUCUAAGGUGAAUGCAGUGGACAGAAGCUUUCAUGACCCUGCACGGGUUGGGGCUGGGGGGUGGGGGGAGUUGGCAGGGGGACGGGGCGAGAGGAACAGGAAAACAGGAGUCUGAAACUUGGUGCAGGACGUGUGGUCCAGAUGGCAGCCGCCCGGGGGUCUUCUGCCAGAGGAGGGUGGUUGUGGGGAGGGGGUUCCGUGGCGGGAGGCAGGUGGAGGCUGGCGUCUGGCUGGGCCACCAGGUGUUUCCUGCAACCCAGCCCCGACACCAGCCCAUCGGGUCUUCCUGCUCCGGAGACAACCAGAGCUCCGAAAGCCGCUGGCUCCCCUGCCCAGCCCCCUCCCCAGACGCCAGGGGUGGGGGCGGGGGCACACAGGCAGGCCCCAUCUCACAGCCGGUCCCUGUAAAAACCGAGGGUGGGGACAGGGAAGCAAAGCUGUUUAUAAAGCUUUAAAACCAUUUAUGGUCCCGAGGGCCAGAUGAACAAUUCAGCGCGAUCCCGGCCAAACCGUCUCGGCCGGCAGGGUGGUGAAGACUUCAGCGGAGGAAGUCCACCAGGCCGGCCCUGGGUCUGCCAGCGCCUCUCUGCUCCGCCUUUGCUUUGCUAGCCCCCACCCCCCGCCAUCCCCUUCCUCCGGCAGCCCAGCCAGCCCCUCCUUCCAGGGAGCCCCCUGGGGUCACCCCAGGGCAGGCCACCUGUCAACAGCCCUGACCCCCAGAGCCCUCUAUUGGUCUCCUGGGCCCUCAGCAUUGCCAUGCUCAGGACACAGGUGCCCAGGGGCCACCGGGGCAGCCCGAUCUCCUCUAGGCUCCCGGGGAAGCAUCACCCGAUGAGCCCACAGCUCUCUGUUCUGCCCGCCCUGGGGGAUGCCGUUUUGCUGUACGGUCCAGAUCGAUGGCUGACGCUGUUUUACCUUUGCAAUCCUCAGCGUCUGCCCUGCGUGUCCAUCACCCCAGCCCCCGGCAGGCUGGGCUGGUUAGAGACACAAACUUAGAUGUUUCACGUCCAGAGCUGCAGAAAUUGGCCUCUAAACCCGGGCAUACCCGCAUUACAGGAUAAGGAAACUGAGGCCCAGAGAGAGGCCUCUGACCCAGGGUGACCAGUAAGUACAUGGCAGGACUUUCCUCACUUGCCCCCACCCCCGUGUUGGGCAGGAUGAGGGCCUCUCGGGCUCGUCCCCAUGGUGUCGGAGAAGCGCGCGUCUGACAGCCCUUCUUCCACUGACGCACGUGUGAGGUCAUGGAUGAGCCACACCCGCUCCCCGUUGCCGGCCUCGGCCUCCCCAGCCUCCACCACUAAGUAGAGGAGUGGGACAUCCCAGCCCUGGCAUUCCCAGGAUUGAGAAAUUCAAGAAGACUUCCUGGAGGAGGUGGCAGCAUGCUCUGGGUCUUAGAAGGGCGUCCUGGGGAUGGACACCACCAGGACAGAGGGUGGCAGGAGGGUGGGCCCGAGGGAGGCCAUGUCCCUCAGAAGGGGUGUUUGGAGUUAGCUGUGGACGGAUGACAGGCGCGGGCUGAGGCAGACCCGCCAGCCGUGUGCGCGUCUGCUGGCCGGGCCUGGCCCCGGGACUGGCGCCCGCCGCGGGUGUUGCUGCCCUCGGCAUGCGUGUAUCUGCAGAGCGAGACGGAGACGCUCCAGCUGGACGUGGCCCUGGUGUUGGAGCCGUGGCUGCUGACAGCCCUGGGCGCCCGGCCUGGGUCGGCACC
This is a messenger RNA of Mustela erminea (ermine), 4473 nucleotides long. RefSeq names its product translation initiation factor IF-2-like. NCBI's taxonomy places the organism in Eukaryota, Metazoa, Chordata, Mammalia, Carnivora, Mustelidae. Bases 1096 to 2217 code for a protein of 373 amino acids. The transcript has 2 exons. The record is from RefSeq and is a predicted model, not a curated record.